AUGGCGGAUGCAGGAGACGACUUAAACUUGUUCGGCGAUGAUCUUGAGGCAAUUUUAGACCUUCUUGACGAAGAUGAACCACUACAGGAACAAUUUUCAACUGUUGCUAGUGAAGUAAGUGCCAAUUAUAUAAACAUUCACCCGUACUUAGUCUGUUUCCAAAGGAAUUACGGAGCUGCACGCGACUGUGCUGUCACGCCAGCCAAAAAACAGUAAAUAAAUCAUUGAUCCGACGGUUUUGAUGAUUCUUUUCCCUCUAUACUCUAGCAAUUUCAUAAAAAAAUGCGUUCACUCUCUUUAGCAGAAGUGCUGUGGUUGCUUUAGGUGCUGAAAUUUGCCCGAUUACACUUUGUUUUGAGAAGACUUCACGGGGCAUGCAAGGACAACAACAAACUCGAUAUUGGCAAAUGUGUCUUUAGGAAAUAAGACCAGUGACAUCAGAUCGUAGAAAGUCGAGGCCUGAAGACUACAAUAUUAUUGAAUUAUGAUUUGAUACUUUUUCGUUUUCAGGUCGAAUCAACAGAGAUCGUGUGCAGCGAUUGUGGAAAAAAGUACAAAUCAAGAGGAGGCUACCAAAGGCACAGAGCUACAAAGCACAAUGCAAAUCAAAACGCACAUCAUUUAACUUUGACGCCAAGCAUUCUUGCCGAGAUAGUAAAAAAUGCUUUGAAGAACAUUAGUGAAAGGGAAGUGUUUGGAGCAGAUCUAAGGAACGAGUUAAAACAAUAUGAAUAUGAAGAGCCUGGGGGAGAAACACAAGAAUUCACUGUGAUAAAGAAAUUAUUUGAAGACUAUUUCAAAACUGGGAAUGCUGAGAAAUUCUAUGGCAACUAUUAUACCCAAGUACCACUGAAAUCUACAAUUUUUUUCAAAGGACUGUCUCGUAAUGCUGCAACACUUCUUGCGACCAAGGUAGCUGAUUUUAUCCAAUCCUUCUGCAAAGGCACCAAGUCUUCUAACAAAAACCCACCUUCUGUUCAAACAGUGCUGUCAGAGAAAGAACAAGCUGGUCUGCAGUAUGUUGGUGGAUAUGUGUUGCAUAACUUGCACAAAAAGUAUGCAAGAAAGAACACAACUGAGACCCAACAGGCAAUGGCAAUCUUGAGAGUUGGUAAACUGGAGUAUGGAUAUGAGAACCAAAAACUGGUAUCGAGUUUAAACCGUGGGGGAUUGUGGAACAUUACAAAGUAUGCACAGAGCAUUUUCCUCAAAACAGAGUGUCAUUUUAGACAAUUAACUUCAGUAAAUUCUUUGCAAAAAGUGGAUAUUGCUGGCAUAGUGCAUAACACAGUAACUGACAGUGCGAUAUUGUCAAGCUAUCAAUGUAUGGUUUCAGAGGCAGAGCUGAUACCCAAUGUUGAAGUGAGCAACAAUGUCUUCCAUGCUAUUGUAAGUUUAUAUAUAAGGGUACAGUCAUUUUCUUGUGCUAAAGACAUCAUUCAGCGCUACAAAAUUAAUGCAAAGCAAUCAAAGGGUAAAGCACUCCGAAAGGAAAUCAUGAGGAGUCAUGAACAAGAAACAGUUAGGCAAGAGUAAAAUAAAACAUUUUAUUAUCCUAAGUAAAACGUGACAUUGUAAAAAAUUUCUUGUUAAUUAUUUUUUAUGAAUGUCUUAAAACACACACAUGUAUCAAUUAGCAAGAACAUUUGAAUUAAGAACUGUUCACAUAUAAUGCAAAGCCGAAUUUACCAUGCCACGAAAAGUCCUGUGAAUGACAUGUUUAGAGUCCUGGGCCAGGUUGUUCAAAGCUGGGUUAAGAUAACCCAGAAUUAGUGCAAUAGAGAAAUUAUCCUGGGAAAUGCCUUUUAACAAAAGAAAAAGAAACCUGUAUAAUUUUGAAAACAAAAUAUCUCUGUGGGAUUAACCGUAAUGACAGAAAUUGAAAUAUGGACCAUUGUCUAUAAACCAAAACCUACUUCUGUGAAACUGUAAAAUGUUUUGAAAUAAUUCCUGUCAUGUCAAGAUUCUCAGACAGACUUCUUUGUUAUUUAACUUUUGAAUGUUUUGGCAGCACUCCAUGCAAUUACACUUGUCCUCUGAUAAUGAUAUACAUGUAUAAAUAUACAUAAAUCCUACCAGGCAAUUGCAAGCCACAGUUACAUUAAAGUUUGAGCUUUUUUCGACAGG
Messenger RNA from Pocillopora meandrina, 2127 nucleotides. Lineage: Eukaryota; Metazoa; Cnidaria; Anthozoa; Scleractinia; Pocilloporidae. The record is from the annotation of a GenBank genome assembly.